CCAUUACCGGAAGCACACUGAAUAGGGGUGGACUUCUUCCUCCCUUCAGUGUGUUUCAUCAGCCACGAGAUUUCAUAUCCAGUUUCCAUAAGAGUUUCUCUCCGGUGUUUCACAGAGAUGGGGGACCCUUUAACCGCGUACACAGCCCGGCUGCAGCAGCAGGUAAGCGGCCUGUUUUGUACGGAAAGACGUUAACGUUAGCGAGCGGGCUGUAUGUGCGCGUGGGGACAGCCGGUACACCGGUAUCAGCUACACUCAGACCGGCAUGGGGAGGCGCAAGCCAAACACUGUUGAAAAAUCAUUCAGUUCAUUACAUAUCUGCAUUUAAUAAAAAACAGAUACAUCACAGAAGAAAUUGAAGGAUGCCACCAUUGUACGUAGCCACUACUCUAAAAUUCGGCUUAAAGUAUUGACACAAAACACCACAUUUUUAAGUUGAAAUUCAAUAUUGUUUUCUGUGGUUUAUUGUCAUAUGUGUCAAACAGAAAGGCACACUCUCCGACACUGGACCAAACUCCCUACAACAAACCCUCAAUUAAAUCGGUGUCCGUCACUAAGUAUGUGAAAAAAACAUAUGAAAAUAUUAGAAGAGCAUUCCUGGAGGAGAAUAAGUUCUCUCUCAUUUUGAUAAAUAGACCACAGUUUGGGAACUUUAUUUUGCAAUCACUGACAUAUAAUACGGAGUAACGGAUUUGUGAACUAACACCUAAGACCAGAGUUAAAGGUAAUAAGAGUUAAACACAAGAUUCAGUGUCAUGAAAGGAUACACAGUUUAGUCUUGUAAAAACUUUCACAAAUAUUUUACUUUACUCCUAUGGAUGAUGGGACGAUGAUUAAAUGGUCAUAUUCUCUUUUAGUCUUAGCUGUAGAUGUAAUAUUAAAACAACCACUAAAUCUGUAUACAAAAGUCAUAUUUGUGAUGGUAUCAACAACAUGUGAUUGAUUAAGACUUGACAAAUAAUUGAGUUUAGGGACAGCUCCAAAACACACCAGCAAGCCCACAAAAACAGGAUUUUUAUCCUUUAUUUUCUGGAAUUAAAUUAACAUAUUACUUGGAUCGAAAAGUUGGAAAAAGCCGUAUCAACAUUUGUUUUGAUACAGUAGAUGAUGUGAAAAACUGAGAAAUGGUCAUGUCAGUAGAAAUGUAAACUUUUAUGUCAUCAGCAGCUGAAGAUUAAAUACACAACAUGGUCAGCUGAGUCAAAGGAGGGACAGUCCUCGUCAAACAUUACUCCCAUGCAAGUGAAACUAGCUUAGUCAAAUUAUUACUCAACUAAUUAGUUACUAUUAUAAUAUUCUUCACUAAUUUGAUCCACAAUCUCUGUGUGUUAAUUCAGUUAUUGUGAAUCUCCCUGCAAACAGUCUGAAUGUGAGAGACAACCAUGUCAUGUGGUCUUAAAUUUUCUGUCUGUUGUGGUUGAUAUAAACUCGAAGUAUGAGUCUUUGACCCAAGAUAACAAAGCGGUGGCUUUAGGACGACUGUGUGAGUGUCCUUGACAGCCAGAGCCCAGACCCGAACCCACUUGAACAUCUCUGGAGAGAUCUGAAAAUGAUGUGCACUGAUGUUCUCCAUCUAACUUGGUGGAGCUUGAGAGGUUCUGCAAAGAGGAAUGGGAGAACCUGCCCAAAGAUAGGUGUGCAAAGCUUGUAGCAUCAUCCUCAAAAAGACUUGAGGCUGUCAUGGCUGCCAAAGGUGUGUCUACAGAAUACUGAGCAGCAAAGGCUGUGAAUACUCAUGUACAAAACAUCAUGUUUAAAACUUGAAUGUUUUCUUUACAUAUUUUACAAACUUCAAACUUCUGCUCAUAUAUUUAUUUAUAUUGUGCUGAUAUCUGUUAUGAAAGUAAUUGCAAAGCCCAGAUUUCUCUCCAAGUCUGAACAGUGUGUCUGAUUGUCACCCUGACGAAGAAUAAACAAACUGAGCAGACAUUUGAAUUAAUUUAUGAUUGAGAAAGAAAUAACCAUAUUAAGUCAAAAACAACCUAUCUGACGUUCAAUCAACUGCCAGACUGAGCUGGAAAAAAUCUGUUUGAAUAAAUUCAACUUUCUAGCUGAUGUGAAGUUCUUAAAGUGGUGUUUGGUGCCCUCUUGUGGUGCCUGUUGAGAUUUUGGGGGUUUCUGAGCGAGAGAAAAAGCACCAAAAGCUCCAUGUUCUCUAAAUGUUCUUGUUAUUCAAAUUAAUAGUAAAAAGACAAAAAUGUUAAAUAAGUUUUUGUGUAUUUAAGUUUUUGCAUCACUUUUGAAAACCCAGAACCAGAUUUUAUCCGUAAAUUCUCUUUAAAAAACAAACAAACAUGAUUUAUGGUUAAAAAACAAACGUAGCUCUGAAUUUCCAGGUGGGGUGUCAGGUUCAUAUGAAAUACAGGAUGUUUUUGAGGUCAGUUUAAAACAUUAGUUUUUGUCGCAUCAUACUCUAAAGAGAAAGUAUCUUUUACUUUCAUUUCUUAAUCUCUCAGACACACCCAUCCUUAUUUUCAGAGAACCGUCUUACAGGAAAUUAGCUCCACUUCUCUGUAUAUAAAAAAGCCUUUGUAAAAGUUCUGAUCUGAAAGUUCGUUAAGAUCUGAAAGUUUUAUCAGAAAGUUAAUCCACAGUCAUGAAAACUGUCGUUUAGCAAAUUUGCAAGUUUCUUAAAACACAACACUUAAUAAUAGUAAAAAAGUCACAUCCGCAUUAUAUAGGCAUUUAUUCCACUGUCUCCACCAGGGUGACUGGUAUCGAAUGGAACUAAGCAAGGGAUUUGUCAGCAGCCCUAAUAUGGAGUUCUGAAUAUCUGUCAAUCUGCAAUAAUUAUCAUAGAUAAAUGAAUUAAUACUUUAAGAAGGGGUCCAGCUUCUCAUGCCACAGAAUGGCCACUCCUCCUUCAAUUCGACCUUUCACCAAACCUAAAGACAAGUCAGUUGUUGAUUAACCAGCUCCAAGAAAACUGACAUUAAAAGUGAUCAGCUUCCCCGAAUCUUGUUUACUUAAAAAAGUUUCUUGCAAGCGUAAAAAGUCGUAGUUUUGUGGCUAUCCACAACAAUGCGUCAGGCUCUGUCCCCUGCGCUUCUUCCAACACGCAGUCCACGACAAUUGUAAGACAACAUGCUUGUAAUUAAGUGAUCAAUGCAUUUGCAGGAUGAUAAUGCGUUGACAAGUAACAUAAUUACUGCUGCUGUAAAAUCAGUGACUAACUUUAUUGAUAGGAAACCGUCCUGCGCAGCAUCAUUUGCAAACAAAUGAAAGGUGGAGUAGCAGGGUGCUGUAGUCCAAGAGCUUGCAUCAGUAGGAAGUGAAAGCUGGUUGGUUGUCCUGUAAGAUUAUCACCGCCUGCAGCAGAUCUGCUUUCACUAUUCUAGACUGAGAUUGACUCAUGAAGGGUGUCUGCUCUUAGACCGGCCUACAAGUUACAGCAAAAAAAGUAAGAUGAUGUUUUUCUUUUCUGUUUUGAAGGCCUGUGAAAAAUAUCGAAGUACAGUGUGUUUAACUUUUCUCUUUUGGAUUCUUAAUCAGAACCUGUUUCUUUAUUAGAAUAAGAAGAAUAAUUGCAACUUUUGAGGAUGGGGAAAAGAGAUGUUUUUAUUUUUAUAUUUGGCGGUACAAAAAAGACUGACCAUUAACAGAGUCAUCAUGAAAUGUUUUGGAUUAGACAUUUUCAAAAAAUUUCAGCGCUCAACUUUCAACCAAAAAGUCGGAUGAUUUUCUUUUAAAAUCGUAAAAUUAAAACCUAAUUUUGUUUUCGUGAUCUUUCAAACAGAUUCUGUGAAAAUCUAAGAGUUCAAUUUGUAAUAACGGAUUUUGUUGCAUCAUGCAUGAACUGCUUUCUGUUUCAGUUUUACUCAAUUGUAAUCCCCACCCCCAUGUUUGUUAUCAGUUAUCUAAGCAAAAUUAUUGCUGGUUAUUAACUGAUAAGAAACAGUGUCAGACAAGGUGAGUCCCCCUUAGACAGACUGAAAAGGUCAUUACGGUUUGUCCCUUUAAUUCUUGAGGUCAUAUUUGCUAAUAGUUUGACAAAUUUCAGAAUACCCAAGGGUAUGAGGGGUGUCCUACAACUGCAAACUUCCAAGUUGCUUAAAAACUUAAUCAACUAAAUGAUUUAAUUAACUCACCAUCACCCCUGCUAUGUAGGGCAAGAUCUGUUAUCUGUACUUCCUGACAUUAUGAGUGCAGACAUGAGCUGGAGCCUCUGAGCUGUUUAUUCCUCUCAGUUUUUUUUUUUAAAGAGCUGAAAACAAAAGUAAAACUAUGAACUUCCUCUUGUUUUUGAGAACAGCGGCUUUGAUCGUCUGGGUGGCGCCUCAUCUAUUCAUUUUUGUAGAUGCACAUAAUUACAGUAUUGAAUGGCACAAACUUGAUUAGCCUCAGUCAUACACUAAAGUAGAGUGUUUGUGGAGGAGACUAAAUUGAGUGUGUGUUUUUGUUCGCAGGAGCAGGAGAUUCGGAGUCUUUCUGCAGAGAUCGAGAGUCUUAAAAACCCACAAAACCAGAGACCAUCUCCACGGUUAGAGGAGCUGAGGGAGGAAAACGCCAAACUCAAAUACCGUCUCAACAUCUUAAAGAGGGUGAGUGACACAGACAGCAGGAGUCUACGCUCUAAGUCCAGUUUCCUGUUAUUGAGUCAGUUCUUACAUGUGAAGGUUGGUGGCUGAAAUUAUCCACGAAGAACUGGGGCGGUGUGACCAUUAAACUCUGUCUGCUUUUUUACAAACUUUUACGCAGCCUUUUGGACUUUUUUUCAUCAAAAUCUGACUCAACCAUUUAUUUUUAUUUUUAUUUUUUAGUAUUUUUUGGGUGUUUUUUUUCCUUUUAUUUGCCUUUUUUUUGCCUUUUAUUGCUGCACAUGGUCAGGGCCGGACGCGACCACUGCAGGGACGGUGCUCCCCAUACGUGGGGCGUGUUAACCUGCUCGGCCAUCUGUGCCCCGACCAUUCUGCUAUCAUUUUUUUAAAAGGGAUACAAAGACUUGUUUCUCUACUCUGAGCUAGCUUUGGUUAAAUCUUCAUGACAAAGUUUCAAUACCAAGAAAAAGUGAUCUUGAAAUACCGGAGCGUUGUGAAACAGCCACUCACAAGUUCAUUUCUUAAAAUCCAGAUGACUCGUGUUUCCAGAAAUGCCGAAUCUUGUCAAAGUUAAUGCAGUUUUAAUUUAACAUUUUCACUGGAACUUCCUUUCAAAUAAUUUUUCUUUGAAUUUCAUUUUCUCCAAACUCAUAGUAACUGAUUGUAAACUUGUAACAGCAAAAAAAGAGAAUAAACAACCUGGUUUUAAAAUCUAUAAAAUAUCCUCUGAACAACUCCUGACAAAGGGGAUUAGAAAUAGUGGUUUCAGUUUAGGAAAUGUCAGGGCCUUAUAAAUAUAUAAAACACAGAGACAGAGUGGACCAACCUUAGUAUAAAGUAUCAUAAUUAUCACCUGUAAUAAAAAAAAUGAUGCUGUGUGGCGUCAAUUAAACUCUCAAAGGAGCAGUUCUUGGUUUUCUAGGUGGGGUCCUAUAAGGCACGCAUUAGUCACAGGUGGACUUUGAGCAGUAGAUAACAGUAAGGACGUCCCCUUUCAGCCCUGAACUCAAGAAAAAAGUCAUUUUAGUCCAAAUGUGAGCUACAGUUAAAGUUUGAUCCUGCGUGGAAGAAUCCUGCAGCCAUCGUGUAUCUUGGUGUCAACAACAGUUUGAUUAGAUAUCGGAAAAACUCGACCAUUCUCCAUGUUCGUGAUGACGUGCAGAGGCAUCAGGUGUGUGAGAUCUACACGCAUCUUUAAGUUUUUAGAGAGACAAAGAUGCACACGCUUCACGAGAAGUGUCAUUCUUUCGACCAAUCUGUGGAUUGCAUGGUGCCUAGCUGCUUCUCUGCACUUGAACAGCUGCUGGUGUUGAUGGUUUCGUUUUCAACUUUGAACAGGGGAAUGCAAACAACUGACCGAACCAGACCGCAAAGUGGAAAGGCAGCUUUUUAUCAGACUAAGAUCAUUUCAUUUGCCAAUUGCAGACAAAUAACAACAUGGCAUCUGGAGAAUAUUUCAGUCUGUGCGGAUGUAAAAGUUUGUUGUUGUACAAAGUUGAGAAGUUUAAGUUUGUUUAGUAGCUGUAAGAGCAGCAGCACCCAGAUUUCCUUCACAUCCUCACCUUGAAUCUUCAAAUGCUGCAGAUGGGAGACAUAAUGACAUGAAAGGAGAGAAGCAGCUAAAGGCAGAUAGCACCCUCUAGUGUUCAAAGAGGGUGCUAACUUUCAUUUUAAUCUUAAAAUCAUCAUUGCAUGUGUUGAUUUUCUAAUUUUUAUAUCCCUAUCUUCACUUUUUGAGCAUCUUUACAUCCAAUUGAGCAGUUUGGACUUAACUUUGAAGACAUGAAGAAAACUGAUGUUUACUUGACACGUUUAAGUCAGUGGAAGAAACUUGUUUCCGAGUGUCAUCCAUGUAUUAGUCAGAAGUCAUCUUCUUGAUUGAGCUGUAGGAGUCAGAUGGUCCAAACAGAGUUCCCUCUGUGGUUUCUGUAUUUACCCCCUGUGUUAUAACUCCACUCACCUCUUUGUUCGCAGGAAGAGAAAGCUCACUGCAGUAAAGCCAUGUUGAACAUAAAUCAGCACCUCCAGGAGAUUUUCGGCGAGGCCAUCCGGGCGUCCUGCCCCGAGCUGGACAGCCCCCCGCUGGCCGUCGCACCCAACCAGCAGUCCAAGUUUGGAGACUACCAGUGCAACAGUGCCAUGGCCAUGGCCCAGGUGAGGGAGCCAAGUCUGUCUGUGAAUCACAGAAAAUGACCCAUUUGAGUGAGUAAGGGGAUCCACAAUGUGUCCAGAAUCGGAGUCCAGAUUUAUACAGAUCUGCACAUAAAACAACGUCACCAACUUGAAUGAUCUUUUGCUUGUUUCCCUCAGGUUUUGCAUGUCGAAGUGCAGUUUUCUAUUGUUGGGACUAAACUCUUUGUUAUCUGUCAGUUUUGAUACGUCAUGAGCGGCCCGGGUGUUCAGACUCUCAGAAGUGUGGAAGUUUCUCUUUUCAGGGGUGAACUUGGGGAUGAACCGAUUUUGAUUUUGUCCUCCUGCAGAUGCUGAAGGCGAAGGGAGUGAAAGCCAACCCAAGGGAAAUUGCAGAGAAGAUCAUCCAGAACCUUCCCAAAAACGAUCUCAUCCAGAAAACUGAGAUUGCAGGACCAGGUAGAGUAAAACUCCCGUGUGGAAUUGAACUCAGUUAUUACUUUUUUGAGUGUUGUAUUUAAGUGAUACGUCACAGAUGCAGUUCUAGCUCAGAGAACUUAGGACAUGAAGAUGUAACCAGCUGAUGAACAGCAGAUGGCUUUCUUGUGGGUGGAAUACUCUCCAAAACCAAAAGGUCACACAAAUAAUAACUUUUGGGGCUAGUAGCUUUUAUGUGAUGGGACUGCUUUAAAGAGAGACAGGAGGAAUGGAGAGGGAGGCAUUCACCAAAUCCUGCCAGGAUUGAGAAUCAAUAUUUGGACGAGUGCGAUGAAGACUGGAGCCUUUUUAUGAGGCGGCUGUCCUCCAGCUCAGCUGAACAGAGACCCAGUUUGAUUUUUUAUCCUUCAAAAUAAAACACAGCAAUGUCAGUAUGGUAUUUUAUCAUGAAUCAUCAGUAGACUGAAAUCACACUUGAAUUUAAAGCUCAUAUCAGGAGUUUUAGCUGAUAAUACAACAGACCAAAAACUGAACUGUCAUAGGGUUGGUUUUAGAUGACCUUCCUUCCUUCCUCUCCCUUUCUUUCCUCCUUCCCUCCUUUCCUUCUUUCUUUCCUUUUUCCUUUUAUUGCCCCCUUUCCCCCAAUUUCCUCCUUUCUUUCCGUCUUCCUUUCCUUCCCUUUUCUUCCCUCCUAUCUUUCCUUCUUCCUUCCUUCCCUUGCCCCCUUCUCUCCUACUUUUUAAUAUUUUGUCCCCUCUUUACAUGAUAAUAAUGAAAAAAAAAUUUAAACAUAUUCCAGAAACAUUCGGUACGUAAUAUAUAUAUACAAUGUGCUCCAUUAUCAUCCACCAUGACUUAAACUAAAGUUAUUUAAAACAGGUUAAAUAUUAAUUAAAACUCUUUCAUAGCAAAAAAUAAAGAUAAAAUUAAAUAAUCAAACAUGUUAAAUCUGUUGUUUGAUUUUGCAGCAGGUUAGUAAUAAUGUGUCUUAUCGGUGCAGAAGAAACAGCCUUUUACAGGUUGAACAACAACAUUAAUAUCUUGCUGAGAAAUCUUUGCUGAAAUAUGCAAACUGAUGGUUAAACUAAUAGAUACUAAAAAUGAAAAAUUCUCAUAUAUUUAAGGAAAACUGUCUCUGGUCUCAGGCUGUUUUUUGACCUGCUGUCUUUGUGUUCGCAGGUUUCAUUAACGUCCACCUGGAGAGGAAGUUUGUGUCCAAACUGUUGAGUAACCUGCUGGUUAAUGGAGUGCAGCCGCCCCCGCUGGCCUCCAAGAAACGGGUGAGUCACGGUCGCUCUUUCAUUAUGCUGAUGCGUUUUUUUGGAGGUGACGUUCAUCUUCCCUAUAAUAAGAAAUCCAACGCUCAACUUUUAGAGGCUUAACCGGCUCGACGUUUGACAUGUGUCCGCAGCAGUUAAUUAUGGAUUAUGGAAACUUACAUCCUCGCUUCUCGAUACUGUCCGAGGGGGACGGCAUCCAAACAUAGGGUUUGUUUUUAGCUCACUUUGUAUAAAUGCUGUCCACGUGUUUACGUUCAGGUGGUGGUGGAUUUCUCAUCUCCGAACAUCGCCAAAGAGAUGCACGUGGGUCACCUUCGCUCCACCAUCAUCGGGGAAAGCAUGUGUCGUCUCUUUGAGUUUCUGGGCUACGAUGUCCUCAGGUCAGUCCUCAGGACAUAGCUCAUGAUACUCUAGUCUGUUAUUGAGAUACUUUUAGACACCAUUCUGAGCACCUCUGUUCUUCUCUCCUGCUCAAAGUGUCAGACUCUGCUUGUGUCCUCCUCAGGCUGAACCACGUGGGCGACUGGGGGACUCAGUUUGGGAUGCUGAUCGCUCACCUGCAGGACAAGUUUCCAGACUACUUGACUGUCUCGCCGCCCAUCAGUGACCUGCAGGGCUUCUACAAAGUCAGUGAGAAAUCCACCUGCAACUUAAAACACCUCCAAUGAGUCGUAUCACACCUGCCCCUCAGCUGCUCCUCUCCCUGCUCUCCUCUCUCCACCUUUAGACGUAGUAGGAGCAGAGUUUCAGAUCGCACUCCUGCAGCAGCAGCAGCCUUAGCAUGUUAAAGUUGUGCCUAAAUGCGAACAUCAUCUGUUUUCUUUUGCUUUCGCUUUCCCUCAUUUCUCUCUCCGCGCCUCAUUAACCAUAUACAUCAUCCUCCCUGCUGUUUGUGCGCCCUUCAAUUCUUUCUUUCCUCGCUGUAAUUUCUCCUCCUUCCUUCCUCUUCUCUUUCUUCUCAUCAGGAGUCCAAAAAGCGUUUCGACGAAGAGGAGGAAUUUAAGAAGCGAGCCUACCAGUGCGUCGUCAGACUGCAGAGCAAAGAGCCGGACUUCAUUAAAGCCUGGAACCUGAUCUGUGAUGUUUCCAGGAAAGGUAGACCCCCCCUCUGAUGAGUCUGUUAGUUUUGGAGUCAUAAUAAUCCUCCAUAAAACACACAAAGAGAGUUUUCUUCUGAGCUCUGCAGUCACUGUUCAGUUUUCUUUUAUUUCUAACAUCACAAAUCGCUCCUUGUUUAAUUGAUUGCAUUAGUUUUUUAGGUUGAUCUCUAAGUUCAGACAACAAAUGUGUUGUUCUCCAGAGUUUCAGAGGGUUUAUGACUGCCUGGACAUCACCAUCAUCGAGAGAGGAGAGUCGUACUACCAGGACAUGAUGAAACAGGUGGUGAAGGAGUUCGAAGAGAAAGGUCAGAAUCACUUUUAAACUCAGCUUUUUAAUUCUAAAGUCUGAGAUUUACUUCUUUAAUUCCAGAAACAUGUUUACUAAAAACAUCUCAGAUAUCAGUCCCUGAAUCAUCAGUCUGCAGUUCCCUGGUGUGAACAGUAGAGAGCAGUAUUAUCCCAUGGUUGUGUUCUUCAGAUAUCAGUCUGUCAUGAAAUUUCUCCAGUUUCCACCUUCAUUUCAUUUUCUUCAUCAUCUUUUUCUUCCACCCUUUAUCCCCCCCCCAAACACACACACAAAUCAAACUUACCCACAAUUCCUCUCUUCCUUUCUCUCUUUAAACUUUAUUUUUUAAUGAUAUCCAUUUUCUUUCUUUCUUUCUUUCUUUCUUUCUUUCUUUCUUUCCUUCUUUCUUUCUUUCCUUCCUUCCUUACCUUGGUGUUGUCCUCCCUUAUUCAUGCUCUCCUCAUUCUUACUUUCUUCUUCCCUUCAUCCAUUCUUUCUUACUUCUUCUUUCUCUUCACUCUCUCCCAUCUUCCUUCCUUCCUUUUUCCUUUCCUCCUUUCCUUUCUUCCUUUUCCACUUCCUCAUCUUCCUUCUUUCUGUUUAUCCUUCCUUUCUUCCUUGUUUCCAUCCCUCUGCCCUCUUUUAUUUCUUCCACCUUGAUUGCUCCCCUCCCUCUUCUCAUUCUUCCCUCUGUCCUUUCUUUUCUUCCUUUCUCCUUUCCUUUCCUAUUUCAUUCACCUUCUUCCUUUCUCUUUCCUUCCUUUCUCCUUUCCUUUCCUAUCUUAUCUUUUCUUCUUUUCUUCUUUCCUUUCCUAUUUCAUUCACCUUCUUUCUUUCUCUCUCCUUCCUUUCUCCUUUCCUAUUUCAUCUCUCCUUCCUUUCUCCUUUCCUUUCCUAUUUCAUUCACCUUCUUCCUUUCUCUUUCCUUCCUUUUUCCUUUCCUUUCCUAUUUCAUUCACCUUCUUUUUCAUCUCUCCUUCCUUUCUCCUUUCCUAUUUCAUCUCUCCUUCCUUUCUCCUUUCCUUUUCUAUUUCAUCUUUCCUUCCUUUCUCCUUUCCUUUUCUUUCUCAUUCACCUCCUUCCUUUCUCCUUUCCUUUCUCAUUCACCUCCUUCCUUUCUCCUUUCUCAGGUCUGAGUCAGGUGGAUGACGGCCGAACGAUUGUCUUUGCCCCGGGUCAGUCCAUCCCACUCACCAUCGUCAAGUCUGACGGCGGCUACACCUAUGACACGUCCGACCUGGCAGCCAUCCAUCAGCGAAUCUUUGAAGAGAAAGCCGACAUCAUCAUCUACGUCACGGACAGCGGACAGGUGGGUGAAGAGGAAGGAUGCAGGAGAUCAGAGGGCUGAUGGAUGAGAGGAAAACAAAUGUGUGGAUUUUAAACGGCAAAGAAAAAACAUUUAAACCUUUUUUUUUUAAUCUGGCGUUGUACACGAUACUUCUAUGUGUGUUUUUUUACACAUGUGCGCUCUCUUCCAGGCCACACACUUCCAGGUGGUGUUUGCUGCUGCUCAGAUGAUUGGCUGGUAUGACCCUAAGGUGACCCGGGUGGAGCACGCAGGAUUUGGAGUGGUGCUGGGAGAGGACAAGUGAGUCCUGUCGCUGCAGACGCCUUCUCUACUCUCAUGUCUGUUGAUGUCUCCUCCUCUUUCUUUCUCCUUGACCUCCCUCUCUCUUUUCUCCUCUUUCACACAAACCUUUAGUGAAUCAGGCUCUGAAUAAGUUCAUAAUUUCUGCUCCGUCUGUCCUGAUGUUGUUCGGCGUUGAUCAGUCGUACAGAGAAGAAGAUUACGACUCAUCCCAGGUGGGAGGUCGACUUGAUGCUCUGCAGAGGCUGUAACCAAACGCCCCGUGGUUACAUGAGGGGGCGAAAAUUGGCCUCACGAAAUCUGCACUCCCCCAAACUCCAUUAGAAAUGUCUCAUGCUGUUUUAAUGAUUGCUUAUCCAGACAAUGAGGCACAAAGCGGCCGUAGGGGGAGCUCCUACAGCUGCAAGUAAACAAGGAGGAGAGAAAACGGCGUUACUAUUCUGAUUAUUCUAAAUGUUUGGCUUUUAUAUUCGUCUUAUUUGUUUGUUGUUUAACUUGACAGGAUAAUCGUGUAGUUUGGUGUGAUUUCAACUGUGCACACAAACUCUUACAACUCUCACCAUCACCUCCUUUGUUUCCUGUGAUGGGAUACUGAUGUGAUUCAUGUGUUUUUGCUGAAUAAAAGUCGGACUCGGCUCCUCCCGCUGAAGAUUUUCCGUCAUGUUUUUCUUCAGGAAAAAGUUCAAGACUCGAUCAGGAGACACGGUGAGGCUGAUGGACCUGCUGGAGGAGGGACUGAAGAGGUCCAUGGACAAGCUGAAGGAGAAGGAGAGAGACAAGGUGAGUCACCCAAUGAAAAACUACACCGUUGGCUUCACAAUAAAUCAGUUUGAGCACAUGAAAUCUUUUAACUCUUCUAAAAUGUUAUCAGAGGAUCUUAAUUGGUCCUGAAAAGACUUGAAUUAUUCAAAAGGGACUUUGGUUUUUGUUUCUGGAGAAGUCUUAUUUGGGUCCAAGGCAACAGAGGAAACAAACAAACUGGGAACGUUUGUUUAUUGAUGCUUUAACAUGCUCGUGGUGAAUAUAUUCAAGUCUGGAUCCUCAUGAGGAAUAAAAUCCUGGUUUUAUUCCUGCUCAGCUCGCAGCUGAUUCAUAUUUAAUCAUCUGAAGGAAGUCUGCUUAAAUUCUCUAAUUUCUUCCUGAAUAAUUGCUCAGACUUAAUGGCAGCACCCUCCUCGGUUCCUUCCUGCUGGAACCGUCUCUGGCUCCUUCGUUUAGCUCGUAUUAAAGUCGUUUUAUUCCUGUGUUUCAUGUCGGGUGCUGAAUGUUUGAAAAGCCUCCGUUUAGUAAGAGGUUACGUCCAGCGAGCAGCUCGUUAUUUCUGCUUUGGAUUCACCCUGACCGACGAGGCUUAUUUUACAGUAAUGACCGCCUCACUCUUCAGCAGCCAUUAAGUCUUCCCGUCCUGCACCAUCCGAGCCAAAGCCUGGAUCUUUCUAAUCACACCCUGCUACGAGCAAGACUCAAAUAUGAAACAACGAUAGCAGGAAAUCUUCUCUCUCAUCUGCUGAGCUCUGAGUGCGGUCGCCUUUCUUCUUCUUCUUUUUGACCCUUGUCUAUCGUCUUGUGUUCGCAGCCUCACUGGCGCCUUUCCGGACUCUUUUCUCGUUGUUUUUGGUCGCCAAAAGUUGAAUAUGUUUGAUGAAAUUUCUUUUAGUGUUUAAAAUCGGAGCACCAGGUUUCACGUUUUAAUAUUUACCUCUCAACUCAGACUCAGUUUUUUCAGGCAGCUCCUUUGUCUCAGCGGUAACCAUGGUGAAACCCUCCCACACUAGUUUGCCUUUAAAGAGUGAAACUGCAGUAAAAUAGUCAGAAAAUAAACAUCUAUUUCUGUGUUUCUGCAGCGCUGGCUGAACCAUCAGUGCGCUCUUGCUUGUUGUAGCUUUGAAUUAGUAUUCUGUCUUUUUUUUUUCCAUUUUAAGCAACUUCAGACCUCCAACUUUGAAAUAUUCACUCCUAUUAAAUGAGCACUAGAGACUUUUACUUCUAAAACUUUAAAAAUGUUUAUUUCUUCUGUAAAGAGAGACAUUUAUGAGCGCGCUAGGAAUAAAUUGUUUUAUUAUACGGUGAAAAUGACUGAAUAAGGAAACGACCGCGCGUAACAGUUAUAAUACUUUUCUAAGUCUUCCCCUCACUUUAUGUCUCGCUCAACCAGACCUUGUCAGAAGAAGUCUUUACUGGCUGUAAAGUAAUGGAAAGGAUUUUUCACCUUCUGACCUUUAAAUUGUUGCAGCUCCCCCUCAGAUUCAGUCCAGACAACACCGGUUCCCUUUUGUCCGGAGGCCGUCAUUAGCUGUAGAUUUUUGCUUUACUUCACCAAACCUGCCCUGACCUGCUUAAUCCGGGUGUACGUGUCGGAGCGGUCUACGCUUGAGAGCUCGACAUAAGGAAUUCAAUGUUGACGCGGAGUAUGUACAAACAACCAAACUUGACCUGGUUAAGUAUUAUCUGAAGCGCUUGAUGCGGCGUAAACACUCGCUGACUCCCGGUUGAACUGCUAUGAUUUUAAUGCUGAGAAGGUUUUUGUGAAAGGAGUGCCAGCACGGUUUCCCUGCAGGCCCUCCUGGCCCGGCGCUCUGCUCGCUGUCUGGGUCGGUGCCCACGUCUACCAUCUGCUAACGCUGCCUCAUUAAAACAAACUCCGACCCCGGCCUCCGUGAACCUCAGCCUGCAAGAUCUCUUUUCUCCAGUUGCGCCGGAUUAUUUCUCUUCUGUUAUUCGGUCUUAUGUUCUCCUCCUCCUCUUGUUUUGUUUUUGGACUGCACCAGUGCUUUUGGUAGAUGUGCAGCAUGUCUGAGCUUUUCCCUGCUUAUGAAUCCGUGGACGUGUUUUUGUGGAGGUUUCCAAAUCUAAAGACAUCUAAAGCUUUUUUUUAAUAAGUUCGUUUACAUGUUUGAGUUAGACCAACAACGGGUGGACGACUGAAAAAUAUGUAAAUACAUCAAUCUGACUGAUGAGCAUCUCGCUAGAAUGAUUUGUCAAUUAAUUUGAUACAUGAUUGAUCAACCGGGAGAAGACCUGACAUGCUUUUUGCCAAAUUAAAAGUCCACUUAAAUCUCCUAAUUGAGUCGUAACUGUAGUUCCUCUCAGCUUUGCAUGUUAACUGAAUGUAGGGUGACCAUAUUCUGACUUCAGAGUCACAGAGUCGCACAAACUUAAUUUUAGGUCUUUUUCGUGUUGAUUCGAGUGUCUUUUACGUCCUUCUAACUCAUUAAGUCCUCCUGACACAAAACUCUGGACAUUUGAAGGAUUUUAUAAACUUCCCCAGACAAAGUCGGACAAAUCCAGACAGCCCUGGAAAAGGAGGACAUGUCCCGGUGAAAGAGGAUGUAUUGUCACCCUACUGAAUGACAUAGGUUGUCAUGGUCACCACCAUUACCCGUGCAUGCGGCCUUAUGCGAUUAAAUUUUGACUGUGCAAAUAUGCGAUGUAUGUUACCAUAUGAAGCCUCAAUUCAAAGUGAUCAGACUGGGGGGAUCAGUCCUUUUCUCCUGCAUUUGGUCAGUUCCGUCUGCCAUCUGCUGACCGUGACAUGCAGUUGUCUGGCAGAUGAUGAUUCCAUAAACCAAAGUGUCUAUAGAGACCGUACCUUUUCUGAACAUGAUGCAGGAUCUCCUCGUUUGUUAAUAUCCUGACAUGUUUGUGACAGACCACCAGACAUUUGAUUAUUUUACUUUGAAGUGAAUAACCAAACACCACUUGUGAUUGUGUUUUCUAAUGUGAAUCUUGGUUUUAAUGUUUGAACCAUGUCUCAUCUGUUUACAUGGAGUGGGUGGACCUUAAGACCUCUGAAUGUUUCGGCCUCACAUUUGGGGAGCUGUGUUUAAUCAGCUGUUGUGUUUCUUUUCACCGUGUUCCUCCUGUUGUUCCUCCCUCUCGGUUCUGUCAUCUUUCUCUCUUUUUUUCUCACUUCUCUUUCAGCUCCGUCCUGUCCCACCCGUCGCUGUUCUCCUUCUGUCUGUUUUGCUCCGUUCUUAAUAAGACGCUGUCACUUUACGACUCGUCCCUUUAUUGUAUGUCGUGUUGUGUUCCGUUUUGUCGCUCUGUCAUGUUGUGUCCCAUUAGUCCGUGUCCUGUCGUGUCAUUUUUUCGCUCUGUGGCGUUUUUGUUUUCAGUCAAAUCUUCGACAUUAACCCUCCUCCUCCUCCUCCUCCUCCUCCUCCUCGCUCUGCUAACUCCCUGUGGUAUCAAACGCGUCACAUACAGAUUCAAGGAAAGGCUAAGACUUAAUAAGUCAAUUAAAUCUUAGCCUGAGGUUGGAAAAUUAAAUUCAUUAUUUGGAUUAAAUUCAACUCACUGCUUAAACAGUUAGAAGCGUAAGAUGGAGUACAGCCUGCAGUAAUUACAAGCUGAUAAAAGCUGAGGAGUUAUCCGAAUAUUUAAUGAUGUAAAGAGUGUUUGGGGACUGGGAAGAUUGUUAACUCUCCUCUAUAAAAUGAAAUUGUCUUUCUGCAGGUCCUGACCCCCGAGGAGCUGAUAAAAGCCCAGAGGUCUGUCGCUUUCGGCUGCAUUAAAUACGCCGACCUCUCCCACAACCGCAUCAACGAUUACGUCUUCUCCUUCGACAAGAUGCUGGACGACCGCGGUAACACAGCCGCCUACCUCCUCUACGCCUUCACCCGUAUCAGGUACGACUGAGUGCAAACCAGAUUUAUUCCUCUCGUAAAUACUUUCAGCCUCUCCUCGAAGCGCGUCUCUCAGGCGAAGGUUCAAGUGUCGUUACCCUUGAAAGCUUUUAAGAGUCCAUGAAAGAAAACCAUCGUCUAAAAUACAGUCAAAGUUUGUGUUGGAGUGUCCCUGAAAGGAGCAACAAAAAGAUGAACUUGUUUGAUUCGGUUUUUAACGGAUCGUGCCAAAAUGUUGCUUUCAGCCAUUUCUGACUCACUUUCUCGAAACAGAUGAAAUAAAGAUCUCAGAGCACGGCUUUCAUCGUCCUUGAAGGAGAGUUUCUCCCUGCUGUUGCGACAAAGACGGAGUCUCAAGUAGUUCACUAAAUUUUUACGGCUUUAUUUUCUCAAGUUUGGAUUAAAGCUCGUACAGCGAGGUUGUAAACUGAACGUACUGACAUUGUCUGUAUUAUUUUCAGAUUUUACAGCAUCUUGAAUGUGAAGUGAAGUUCCUCUAACGCUUCCCUUUUUCCCUGUCCUGCUUGAGAACCUCCUAACAGGACCAGAACUCUUUCAUUAGCCAUAUCAGAUCAGCCUGGGUGAUUCCUCCGGGAUCCCGCGGCAGAGAACGAGUCUUUGGGGUAUUUCCAUUAUUCGGCCGGACCCAAUCUCUCCCAGCUGUAGAGCUCUCGUUGAUCCUUUUCCUCCCCAGCCUCCCUCAGGGUUUGAGUCAGUGUGGCGCAGUGUCCAGCAAAGAUUGAUCUGUCCCUCUUCAGAGAGGGGUCGUCUCGCCUGAACUGAUUCAGUGCUCCUGGAGUCAGUCGAUAGAGGACUCACUGGUGGCUGGUAGCCACUCAAGUAUCAGAAGACAACAACAAAAAAAGACCUGAGCACAGACGGACCUCAUGAGACUGUUCAGUAAAAAUAACCCACAAAAUCAGUUUUUAGGACAAGGACAGCCGCCGUUUUUCACCUGGUGCUCAGCUAAUAAAAGAUGCAUUAACAUCAACAAUUAUUUAAUAACUGCACAAACUUAGAGUGUUGAAAAUGAAAAUGAAAAAUGGUUAUGACUUAUUUUCCAAAUUUUUUUCUUCAGCUCAGUUGAAAAUGGGAUAAAUGGAUAAAUGGAUCACGACAGUCUUAUCUGAUUUAGACUUUUUCAUUGCUCUGAAUGAUUCUCGGGUCCAGUGACGCCGAAGGUUCACACCUGGGUCACUAAACAAAAAAGUCUAAAUCAGAUAAAACUAUUGUUGUCCAUUCAUCCCAUUUUCAUUUGAGCUGUAGAAAAUCAGAAAAUGAGGCGUUAUCUGUUUUUUCAUUUUCGUUUUAAAGACAAAUAUUUAGAAAAUUCAUUUUCUCGUUUUUUUUUCAUUUUUGGUUUUAUUUUGAAAAUUGAAUGAACACACAGAUUCUUUUUAGUGGUUUGUCUUUCUUAAAGGGAUACUCCGGCGUAAAUUUGAGCCAUUGUUAAACACAACAGAACACUGAGUUAGAACCCCCUCCCUCCAGAGAUGAAUGUUGCCGACAGCUCGCUUCCCAGUUCCACCAACUUCAGCAAAGACCGCACGAUAGCAAUACACAGCGGUCUAAGUCUCCACGCACAAAACACAACCAAAACACCACUCUAUAGCCACAAAUAAUGCUCAGAACAGCACUUAACUUCAUCAACAGGACAUAUAGGGUCACAGCAUGAAGUACUAGCCACCAAACGUACUUGCAGAGUAUUAGCAUUUGUAUCAAAUUGUCACAUGCGAACACACAGCUGAUUCAUGAGCCCCCCCAAAAUCACAUAUAGAUGUCCCACCAGUGAGAAACACCGAAUUGUCAAAAAUGCUAAAAGAAUCUAGUUGUAGUCUUGUAAAUAGUGACCCUGCAGGAUUCACAGUCUUUGUAAAUUCUCAGUCUGUGACUCAAAACUCUCAACACUUGUCUGUAGAUGUGAGCAGGUAUGAGCUGAUAGUUUUCCAGGAGUCUUUUCAAAAUCUUCUCAAAGUCCUCUGGUGGACAGUUUAAGUCAUACAUGGAAUAAAAUGAAGAGCCGUCUAAGCCGUUGAUAUUUUAUUGAUGGUUUUAUUGUCUUGCUCGUAGGUCCAUAGCUCGUCUGGCUAACAUCGACGAGGCGACUCUGAAGCAAGCAGCAGAGACCUCUGAAGUCCUCCUGGAUCACGAGAAGGAGUGGAAGCUGGGCAAGUGCCUCCUCAGAUUCCCCGAGAUCCUGCAGAAGAUCCUGGAUGAUCUGCUGCUGCACACGCUCUGCGACUACCUUUACGAGCUCGCCACCACCUUCACCGAGUUCUACGACAGCUGUUACUGCGUGGAGAAGGACAGGCAGACAGGUACGGUGUGGUGUGUGAAGAAAAUAAAGGCAGAAAUGACUCAAUAUUCUGCUCUCGUGGGGAGCUGGCUGAGUUUCACUCUGAGAGGGUUUUAAACUAAAAGCAGUCUGAACUCUUUCAGCGCUCCACUUGUCCCUGUUAGCAUUUUAUCCCUGCAGUAUGCUGAAGUGCUAACACUUCAGGCUUAGAGCUGUUUAAUUAUGCUAAUUCUCAGUUAGCGCUGUGGCAGUAACCUCAGCCAGAGGGAUUUUUUUUCACAUCAUUUUACUUUGUUGACUGAUGGAGUGUGUCUGUUUGUGUGUUUCUGAAAUCCUGAGAUCUGUAGCUUCACCUGCUCUCAGCUGAGAAUCUUUGGCAAUAAAACAGUUUAAAAUGUAAAUAAUUUUAAAAAAUCACAUUAAACUCAACAGCCUUGGUUGACUCCUCCUUUAGAGACUCAUGCAGGGUUUACAGAGUGGUCAGCCAGACCGGGAAAGACAUCCCCCUUUGUGUUUAACUCCCUGUCUCCGGUGUUGUGUUUGGUCCCAGCCUGACUGGGUUCUCACAGCUGCUGAGCCCUGUUAUGAGGCUGGCUGUCCUGGCUCUAGUCCUGGAGCCCAUUAAGACUCAACUUCACGCUUUUAUUCCCCGUUCAGUCCCCUCCACCCAAAGCUUUAAAUCCUUGACCUUUCAACAGGCGGAUCUCAGGUGUAAACACCAAAGUCUCAGGUUAUCCAAGCUCCUGUACAGAAAAAAGAUCCAUGAAAUACCUUCUCCAUGAAAUAAGAAUGAGUUUCGCUUGCAGCCAGGUUCAAAAUAGCUCCCCCUGGAGGUUUGGAGCACCUGCUGCGACGACUUCAGUCUGCUGUUUUUUCCUGCUGCAUUCUCGGGUCUUGGUUCUCGUCCUUUGAGCUUGAUUGAUAAUAACCAAUAAGCAAUAAUAAGCAAACAAGUGUUUUGUUGAGUAUUUUAAGGCGAGGAAAAAGGGGCGUGUCUGUUCCCGAACUAGAGUGUUUAAAGGGUUUUAACUCUCAGGCAUUUCUAAUUCUUUAAGGCGGCCAGCCCUCUUCUCUCUCAUCAGCAUCACUGUGCUGUCUGACUGUUUGUGAAAAUUACAAACUAAUUUUUCUGUCUGUCAGAGAGCACGGACGUAAUGAUCUGUCUGUUUAAUUCACCCUCUGCUGCUCGUUACUCUUAAUUUUAUUGGAUUUUUGCUCCAUGUGGUGAUUUGUUCUGAUGGUUUGGACUCGUCUGGCUGAUGAGUGGAGAUAAGACGUCAGGGUCAUUGAUUUCCACUCACUGCUGUGUGAUUGUAGCCCAUUAAACACGACCUCUGACCUUUCUCUUGGUUAAUGUUGUUCUCCGCUCACCUCUGGCUCUGUUUCCUCUCUCGUUGACCUGAAUGACAGCUCACUCCGUCUGUUUUUGUUUGUCUUAUUCUUUCUGGUUCCUUCUCUUCACCUUUUCCCUCCAAAUUUCAACUUUUUCUUCUUUUUCUGUGACUUGUACUCUUUACGAGGUUUGUGUUCUUCCUCAGCUCAAUCAAUAAUUGCCAAUAUCUGCUUCUCUCUGCAGGUGAAGUAGUGAAGGUGAACAUGUGGAGGAUGCUGCUCUGUGAGGCCACGGCGAAGGUCAUGGCCAAAGGUUUCGACAUCCUGGGUAUCAACCCUGUCCAGAGGAUGUAAAGUCUUUGGGAUCAGACCAGCCUCUGACUCCUGGCUCACCUCAAUCCAGAAAGGGACUGGAGGGUGGAUGUCUCACUUGCAUUGUUGCCAAAAACUCACCUGACUUUCAGAAGCCAUUGCUACGAAGUUGAAGUAUUAAAAGUUAAAAUCUCAUUUUGAUCCAUGGCUUUAAUCUCUCAUGUAAAGUAUCAUUUUUAUUAAAGCAUCAAGUCACUUCACCCUU
This is a messenger RNA of Xyrichtys novacula (pearly razorfish), 20190 nucleotides long. The record is from the annotation of a GenBank genome assembly. Lineage: Eukaryota; Metazoa; Chordata; Actinopteri; Labriformes; Labridae.